Messenger RNA from Rhododendron vialii, 2769 nucleotides. Its product is annotated as pentatricopeptide repeat-containing protein At1g07740, mitochondrial. Gene Ontology annotation, molecular function: protein binding. The transcript is spliced from 2 exons. Lineage: Eukaryota; Viridiplantae; Streptophyta; Magnoliopsida; Ericales; Ericaceae. Bases 343 to 1749 code for a protein of 468 amino acids. The record is from RefSeq and is a predicted model, not a curated record.
UUGACACCUUUGGCAAACAGUCACCGUUUUCUCCAUUCCCUAACCAGAGAAAAAAUUAUCCCAUGGAUUGAAUCUCAUGAAACCAUCACUCUCUCAACCUAGUUCCACACCACCACCACUGACGCAACCUCGCCACCGAUGCCACCCCGCCACUGCAGCCACCCUCUUCCUUUCUUCCCGACUCCUUCCCCUCUCUUUCUCUCUCACUUCGAACCAUGCUAGAAGAAACUCAAGGCAAAAAAUCUCGAACCAGAAACUUUGAUUGAAGUCGGGAGCUGUAGGGAUUCCUAAACUUGAUGUUGCAACAACUCUCUUGCCGCCAUUGAAUGAACCCUUCAUCCGAUGAUCACAUCACGGCGAUCUAGAUCACUCAAUGAGACACUAUCAACCCUUCUAUUUCACCAUUCCAAUCCAUUCACCAACCACAUUCGUUCUCUCUCUUACCGCCCUCCUCGCCCCACCAUACCCAAACCCCCUCACAAACCCUCCAAAAAACUCCUCCCCAAACCAAUCACUUUCAUAACAGACCUCAAAGAAAUUCAAAACCCAGAUGAAGCCCUCUCUCUCUUCAACGACUACACCCAAAUGGGUUUCAAACACGACUACCCAUCCUACUCCUCCCUCAUUUACAAGCUCGCCCGUUGUCGAAACUUCGAACCCGUCAAAACCCUUCUCCAUAGCAUUAAACACCACAACAUUCAAUGCAGAGAAGCCCUUUUUAUUGGCUUAAUUCGUCAUUAUGGAAAAUCCCAGUUGCCAGAGGAAGCCAUUGAUCUGUUUCAACAAAUGGCUAGUUUUAACUGUGUCCGUACAUUGCAGUCUUUCAAUACCCUCCUCAAUGUUUUGGUUGACAAUGGGAGGUUAGAAAAGGUGAAUGAGAUGUUUAAGUGCGCGUCGAAAAUGGGUUUUAAGCUGAAUUCCGUUUCGUUUACGGUUAUGAUCAAGGGGUGGCUCGAGAGGGGUGAGUGGGAACAAGCUUGCCGGGUGUUCGAUGAAAUGCUCGAGAGAGGAGUUGAACCCUCGGUGGUAACUUAUAAUUGUCUGGUUGGGUAUUUGUGCAAGAAAUGUGACUUGGAUAGGGCUAAGGGUAUGCUCGAUGACAUGGCCAAGAAAGGGCAAAAACCUAAUGCAGUCACGUACUCGUUGUUGAUGGGAGGUUUGUGCUCUUUAGAUAAGUACAACGAAGCGAAGAAGAUGAUGUUUGAUAUGGAGUAUCGAGGGUGUAAACCACAGAUGGUGAAUUAUGGUGUUUUGAUGAAUGAUCUUGCAAAGAGAGGGUUGAUUGAGGAAGCCAAGGCUUUGCUUCAUCAGAUGAAGAAAAGACGGUUCAAGCCUGAUGUUGUGACUUACAAUAUACUGAUUAAUUAUCUGUGCAAGGAUGGGAGAGUUGCUGAGGCGUACAAAAUUCUCGUGGAAAUGCAGGUUCAAGGUUGUGAGCCAAAUGCAGCCACGUAUAGAAUGAUGGUUGAUGGGUUUUGUCGAGUUAAGGACUUUGAAGGAGGCUUGAAGCUUUUGAAUGCAAUGUUAGCAAGUAAGCAUUGCCCACGUCUCGAAACGUUUUGCUGUUUGAUUAGGGGAUUAGCCAUGUGUGGCAAGGUGGAUGAUGUUUGCUUUGUUUUGGAAGCUAUGGAGAAGAAGAAAAUGAGAUUUGAUCUACAUUCUUGGGAAGUGCUGGUUAGGGAAGCUUUUGGUGAGGAUCAUGGCAGUGCAAGCAGUCUUGUGACUGAACUGAUUUCUGCUCAUCAGUAGGCUUCAUGGAAUAUGCCUUGGUGGUCCACGGUAAUUGGCAAUGUACCAUCUAGCACAACUAUCAUGAGGUCAAAUCAUGCAUUGGGUGGUCGGUUUGGAACUUAUUCAUCAUAUUGCUGUGGGAAACUAUCGUGAUUAUUCGACAGAAGUCAAACGGUUGAUCUAUUUUGAUUCAGGAGGCCGGUGCUGUCCCGCAUGAGGAGUUCUUAGUUUUUUGGCCUUUCGCUUCCUUCAUUGUGGGAAAAAUGUAGAAGCAAAGACACUUUCGUGGAUGGCAACAUUGGCAAGAUUGGGGACCCCUUGUGGGGUUAAGUGGAAUAUGUUGGAGACCUUACAGGGCAAUGGAAGUGACCAAUUACGUCUUUGAGCCCCAAUAAUGCUAACAUUGGUACAAAUAAAAACCUUUACUCUCUCAGUGAUCAGCACUUAAAUUGUUACAAUCUUUUGUCCUUUAUUAUUCUGUUACAUUUCUCGUUCUUUCUAUUUGAUUUCAGUUCAUCUGAACAAUGCUUUUUCUGUGGCUUUUAAAAAGAGUGGAUUAGAAACUUGUAAAACUAUAACCAGAGUACAUUUGAUUCGUUUGCUUGAAAGAAGCUUUUUUCUUCUUCCAUUUGAAAGUUUUUUUUUUUUUUUUUUUCCAUUCUAGGGCUGAAAUUGUGAAUCAAUCUGGUUCACCCCUUUACUUGUAAUUGUUUCAAAAAGUAUUUGGUACUUUAUCACAAACUGGUUGGGAUGAGUAUUUGUUUUAGUUAUAACUGUUACUCUUCCCUUUCAGUUGAAGAUUUUCUCAUUCAAGACCUGUAUGUAUUAGCUGCUUUGGCAGAGCAACAUUCUACUUCAGAGAGAUUAAAGGAGGUUAGCUAGUUGAUAGAAAAUUUGCUUCAAUGCGUUGUUGUUUCUAUUGUAUUCCAGUACAACAUGUGCACUUUCUUGCAAGUAGGGUAUUACCCAGGUCCUCUCUAUCAUAGAUCAGAAAUGAUUCGUGCACAGCAGCUGUGCACAGCAGUCUGUGCACGUAGC